This is a messenger RNA of Podarcis muralis (Common wall lizard), 2842 nucleotides long. It is a transcript of the gene ZC2HC1C, whose product is annotated as zinc finger C2HC-type containing 1C. The record is from RefSeq and is a predicted model, not a curated record. Lineage: Eukaryota; Metazoa; Chordata; Lepidosauria; Squamata; Lacertidae.
GAAGCGGGGAGGACGGAGCCGGAUGUAGCACGCGGGCGCUCGUUGCUAAGCAACGGUGGUAAACAGCUGCCCUGAGGAUCGGAGGCUGCGGUAAGAAGAGGCAGGUAUCUUGCAUCAGCUUUCUGAAAUUGAGGCCCAUCACUUGUCAACAUCUGAUGAAGCUUCUACUGUAGUCUAAACUGUUCAGUUACAUUAAGGCUUUACUGGAAAUGCUGAAUGGCUCAUUUGCAGCUGGCUGUGUGUUCACAUAUGGAUCCAAUGGCGGCCAAUUCCAGCCUUCCUGCAACAAGCCAGGAAAGAUGCCACCCUGAGGCUCUUAAAGAGCCGGUCCAGCUAGAACACUUGAGGAGUAAUAUCCAGCAGCAAUUCCUGUGCAACAAAGAUAAGAAGCUGGCAGAUCUUCAUAUCCAAAAAGGGCGGAGCUCUUCUUGUUCUCAGCCUACAGAAACUAGUCAACUGAUCUUGGAGAAGGCAGGUUUCUAUUCUGCUGGCCCACGCAAUUGGUACUUCAAGGGCCAGGCCAACAGUCUGCCCUCCCACUGGAGAACCAAACGAAGAGAAGGUGUGGACAGGUCAUACCCUCUAAAACCAGUCUUUCCCCAUACAGCUGGGAAUGUUCACCUGCCCAGUUCUUGGCAAGUUGGGAGCCCACCAGCUAGAAAGACUCCUCCCAUUAGCCCUAGCUCAGAGAAAAAAGGAAGGUCACAUGCAGUCAAGACUCAUCAUGUUAGAGUGCCUUCUCCUUUUUCUGUAGAGCAAUCCAAGAGAGCAGCUUCUCAUUCCCGUAGGGCAGAGUCGGGCUACAUUCAAAAACUGGAGGCUGCUGGGCGGAGCUUAGAGGAGGAGAUCCAGCAAAAGGAGGCCCUGCUCAGGGAGAAGCUGAGGAGAACGGAAGAAGAGCUUCGAAGAAUCCAGUGGGAGAGGCAGCAGGCAGAAGCAGAAGGAAGACGGCAGCGGGGAGGACUAUGCAUGCCUGAGAGGAAAGCAGCAGGUAUUACUCAGGGCCAUGUUUCCAGAUCUGUAGCUCAAACGCGUGACUGUCAAAAGGUACAUAUUCCAGACAGCCCUGCUGUCUCAGUGGGGACUGCCCUGCCUCCCCAGGCACUCCACAUGGAAAAGCUAAAAAAGCAAAGAUUGGUGGCUAGCAACAGUAAAAUUCGAGAGAAUGUAUCCCAGAUUUCAGCCACUUCUAGCCCAGAACUGGCUUCCAUACGUGACCAGGCUCCUUCCGCAGCAGCCUCAUUGGGACAGGUUGACUGUGUGGCAGCAGAACCCUCAUAUACAGAGGCUCCAAGCAGUGUAGAGGAUUGGGGAGAGUGCAAUUUCUGUGGGCGAAAGCUUUAUUGCUCCAGGUUGGAGAAGCACAUAAGCAUCUGCAGGAAGAAUCAUGGCUCCAAGAGAAAAGUGUUUGAUUCAAGCAAGGCUAGAGCAAAAGGCACCGAAUUAGAGACGUAUUAUCUAUUGAAGGGUACAGACACCUCUCAGAAAAAGAAUUCCAGACAAAAUUUUGAGGCUUCCAAGCAAAACAGUGAGCUAUCUAAGCAAAGCAACUGGAGACAGAAGCACGAAUCGUUCAUCAAGACAUUGCGUAGGGCUCGUGAGCUGCAACGAGUAAUCUCCAAAGGAGGGAAGGCAUCAGACCUCCCCCCAGCCCCUGCUAUGGAGAACCCAGACUACAAGCUAUGCCCUUAUUGCACCCGUCAGUUUGCACCUAAGGUGGCUGAGAGACACAUUCCCAAGUGCAAGAACAUUAAGAACAGACCCCCACCGCCACAGCAAAAGAAGCGCUGAUAGUAGUGGGCCAAAGUGAGAUCUGCAACUGGCAUCAUCACAUUGAGGCUCCCUGCCAUUUCCUUGUUUGAUAGCACAGAGUAGCAGACAGCAUUCCCAGUGCUGCAGUUUCAUUUUAUAUAUAAAAUACAGAGGUGUGAAAUCAGUGAGAAGCCCACAAACCAUGAACAGAUUAUUAAACCCCAUGUAUUGCAUAUUAAGGUCCAGUGCUUCGUAAAAUAGUUAGACCUAAGGUAGUGCUCUUACAUCUGUGUUGCUGCUGUUGGCUGGUCCUCAUUCCCUCCCCUUCACAGAACCCAUGCACAUUUGUCAGGAACAUUAGGAUUUCUGUCUGCCUCCUAGGACAUGGGAUUAUGUGCUAGAAAGAUACUACUGAGAAUUAUCAGAAGGAACUCUUACCUGUCUUGAGGUAAUCUUCAACUUUGUGAAGCAUCUGCUUAAGUGGACUACCAAUCUUGGUUUACAUGUUCAUACAAGAACAGAGAAUUCUUAGCUCCCAUAACUGAAAUGAAGGUCUUAAACUACCCAGAUGCUCAGCAUUACGUAAAACUCAAACUAUAGAACUGUAUUACUAAUAUAACUGCUGGGACGGGGCGAUACCUACUUGGAUAUAUUGCAUGCUAUCCAUCUCAUCUGGCCAUUAAGUUUUCUUGCCCAGCUACAAAUACUGGCAAACAGAAACCUGGUCUGUCCAAAUUUCACUAAAGCUAAAAAAGAAUGGCUUUGGGGAAUAUGAGAAUGGCAAUUGUAAAAUGGAUUGAUUACUUUAGCAUAAUUUGGCCACUCAAUCCUACCUCUUUAUGCAGUCAUAAGCUCGGGGAGCGGGGAAGGAAAACAAGUUAGUUAUUCAGGAGGUGGGCAUUUGGACUAGCCAUAUCUUUGGUGUCAGGUUAGUGGCUGAGACAUUUUGGGGGCUCACCAACUAGAGAGAGUGUUUGGCAAGCAAGGGGAACAAGUGAAUUAAAAGCAGGGUGGUGUAUGCAUUCAUUGUCUCCCAGUAACAAACUAACGUCUGUAAUAAAAUAUGUGGAAUGUGGCAACUUGGAAAACA